AGCGCGAGGAAGAAGAAAGAGGCCAUGUCACUAAAGAGAAGUCCACCAGAAGAAAAAUGUCUGAUAUUUUCAAUGAAUUAGAGAAAAAAGCGAUAGUUGAACGUUAUAAAAGUGCUGGAAGAAAGAAGAGCAAACAAAUAUCACCUUCUAUAGAAGUACGUAACAAAUACGAAUAUUAUUUUAAAAAUAAGCAGCAUUGUGAUGACAGAUAUUUAAAAUCACAGAGGGAAGAAUUAACAGAAAAGAGAAUAAGAGGAAAGUACGAAAAUACACACGACUCAAGAAAAGGAACUGAGGAAAAUGAUAACGUAUCUAAACACUCUUCAGAAAAAAUAAUGCAUCAUACUUCGGGACACUACAAAUCCUCAGUUAAAUCUCCGAAGAAGAUGUAUCGAUCUGCUGAAGAAAGAAGCCGUUCUCUACAGCGAAAGAUGAGUCCUUCUCUGAAACGUAUAUCAGUAACUCCUGAAAAACCUGCUUUACAAAAUUACGUAUCAUUUUUUAUUCCUAGAAGUCCACACAAGAGUUUACCAGCACAACCUGUAAAAUCUUCCAAACAUCCUCACGCGCAGGCUAUUCUUCCAGGAUCUAAGCAGGUAUCACCAGGACAUUUGAGACAGCAUCGACAGUUCGAUCCUCAGAAGAAACAUGAUUAUCGUUCUCAGUACACAGACAAAACUAGCAGAAUCUGUAGAAAUGAUUUGUCAGAAGAAGGGCAAAUCGGUGAACCUUAUGGCCAUCGACAUUUCUCCCGAGGAGACGUUAUUCCUGAUAGAAGACCCUCAAUAAAAGACAGAACAAGAUCAGUACAAAGUAUCUCUACUCAGCCUUUUGUACCAAAAGUAAGCCAAGAAGAACGUCAAGCUGUUAUAGACGAUGACGCUGAUCAAAGUUCACCAAACACUUCCAAAACUAGCAUCUGCACCGUAUUUUUUGACGAAGAUGAUAACGCAUCAUCAAAAAGCAAAGAGGUGAGACAAAUCGAAGAUAAUAAAAAAGAUAAAGAACAAGACGAAAAUGGUGCAUUUGAUGCAAUGCAUCAACAACAUAUCGCCCAAACUAGCGAAAUCGGAGAAAGCGAAAAACAUGCAGCUCGCAGAACCGGAAAGCAGCCAACACAGCUGAAAGGUAUCAAAGCCAGAAAACAUGUUUAUCCUCAUAAAAUAGUACAUCUCACUGAUACGGGCAAGAGAUUAAGCCAACACUUCAAAGAAGGGAAAACUGAUUUGGACAGUAAAAGGGUGUUUCAACUAGAUCACCUCACUCCCUCUGGAACUGAUCCCUUUGUCGACAUGCCACCGGAAGGAUCCUCAUUACAGACUUUCCCCAAAUGCAACACAUGGAGCGAUGAUCCUUUGCAAACUCUUAGCACAAAGGGUCGGUGUAUGGUAAAUGAAGAUUUGAAGGACAAAGAAAGUUCACCGUUAAGAGUUGUUGAAACAUUUAUUAACAGAGAAGCUUUGGAGAACUAUCGCAAUAAGUAUGGUAACACAUUAAGUAAAGAAAACUCAGCUGCAGUUAACGCGUUUGACCGGGAAGAUUUUAUGAAAGAGACAAAAAAAUGUCAAGUUGGUCAACUUAUAAAGAGCCGACGUUCAGCCUCAGAUAUCCAGCCUCAUAUCUAAUAUUGAAAACAUUGCAGAGCUCAUUCAACAACAAAAAAUACCGUUGAUGAAUUUAGCAAUAGUAACUCCUAUUGGAUGUCCUUAUAUUAAAUAAUACCAUCUCAAAAUUUGAUAACAUUUUCUAUUUUUCCUGUAAUCCAUUAAAAUGUUUUAAUAUUA
Stegodyphus dumicola is the source of this 1784-nucleotide messenger RNA. RefSeq lists its product as uncharacterized. NCBI's taxonomy places the organism in Eukaryota, Metazoa, Arthropoda, Arachnida, Araneae, Eresidae. The record is from RefSeq and is a predicted model, not a curated record.